AUUACUUUAAAAGGAUUCAAUCUCUACUGCAAGGAUGAUGAUAGCCACAACCGUGCCAGUGGCGGUGUGGCUAUUUUGAUUUUAAAUCGCAUUCCAUCCUUAUUGGUACAAAUAACAACAGAGAUACAAGCUGUGGCAGUCAGAAUUUCAAUUGGCAUAACUGUCACAGUUUGCUCUAUAUACUUGCCACCAGAUGUCAGAGUCAAGGAGAAUGAACUGGAUGCCUUGGUUGAACAGCUGCCAACACCAUUCCUUUUACUUGGUGAUUUUAAUGGUCACAAUUCUAUGUGGGGCAGUCCUGACAUUAACCGUCGAGGCAGGGCCAUUGAGAGAUUUAUAGGUAAUCAGCAACUGUAUCUAUUUAAUACUGGAGAAGUAACAUACUUCCAUGCCCCAUCAAGAACAUUCACUGCCAUUGAUAUAUCAUUAGCAACUCCGAAUUUGUUUUCAGCAUUUUCAUGGGAGGUUGGAUCUAAUCCACUCUAUAGUGACCACUUCCCAAUAGUUUUAAAAUAUCAAGGCAGAGAAAGCUGUGAAACAGCCUGUCCACCACGCUGGAAACUGGAAACGGUAGAUUGGCCUGCAUCCUCCUCUUUGGCUAACAUCACUGAGGAAAUGGUCAAUACUGCUGAUAUUAAUGAUGCAGUUGAAGUUGUCACUUACAGUAUUAUUCAGGCAGCAGAAAAAACAAUGGGAAAGACAUCAACUAGAUACUUAAAGCAUCCGAAAUUAUGGUGGGAUUAGAAUUGCGAGGUAGCAUUUAAAGCAGAAAAG
Centruroides sculpturatus (bark scorpion) is the source of this 774-nucleotide messenger RNA. RefSeq lists its product as uncharacterized. NCBI's taxonomy places the organism in Eukaryota, Metazoa, Arthropoda, Arachnida, Scorpiones, Buthidae. The coding region runs from base 286 to 744 and encodes 152 amino acids. Gene Ontology annotation, molecular function: catalytic activity. The transcript has a single exon. The record is from RefSeq and is a predicted model, not a curated record.